AUGCUUUUGGACGCUGGACCUCAAUAUCCUACUCUUGGAGUGACUACCUUCGGCUCAUCUCGACAUCACUCAACAGGCGAUGUCAACGACCGAGAAGUAGGGCUGGGGAUCAAUCCUUUCGCUGACGGGAUGGGCGCUUUUAAGAUCAGCCCCAGCACUCACGAUCUCGCAUCGGGUCAAACUGCCUUCACAUCGCAGGCUCCGGGUUACGCCGCUGCUCUGGGACACCAUCCGAGCCAUGUGAGUUCGUACAGCAGCGCAGCGUUCAACUCGACCCGGGACUUUCUGUUUCGCAACCGGGGCUUUGGGGAAGCGGCGGCCAGCGCCGGCCACAGUCUGUUCGCCUCAGCGGCUGCUGCGGGCAGCUUCGCCGGACCUCAUGGACAUACUGACGCCGCGGGGCACCUACUCUUCCCGGGUCUUCACGAGCAACCGACCAGCCACGCUUCGUCCAAUGCACAUGUGAUGAACGGCCAAAUGCGCUUAGGUUUUUCAGGGGACAUGUACGGCAGAGCAGACCAGUACAGUCAAGUUACUAGUCCCAGAUCGGACCACUACGCUUCGACCCAGCUACACAGCUAUGGCCCCAUGAACAUGAACAUGGCGGCCCAUCAUGGGGCCGGGGCCUUCUUUCGUUAUAUGAGGCAACCCAUUAAACAAGAACUCAUAUGUAAAUGGGUAGAGCCCGAGCAGUUGACGAAUCCUAAAAAAUCCUGCAACAAAACUUUUAGCACAAUGCACGAACUGGUUACUCACGUAACAGUGGAACACGUUGGGGGACCAGAACAGUCGAAUCAUAUCUGUUUCUGGGAAGAGUGUUCACGAGAGGGAAAGCCUUUCAAAGCCAAAUAUAAACUUGUAAAUCACAUCAGAGUCCACACUGGCGAGAAACCAUUCCCCUGUCCAUUCCCUGGCUGUGGGAAAGUCUUUGCCAGAUCAGAAAAUCUCAAGAUCCACAAGAGAACUCACACAGGCGAGAAACCGUUCAAGUGCGAGUUCGAAGGGUGCGAUAGGCGUUUCGCUAACAGCAGCGACCGUAAGAAGCACAUGCACGUGCACACUUCCGACAAGCCGUACCUCUGCAAAAUGUGUGACAAGUCCUACACUCAUCCCAGCUCUCUGCGAAAACACAUGAAGGUUCACGAAGCAUCCUCUCAAGGAUCACAGCCUUCUCCAGCGGCAAGUUCCGGCUACGAGUCCUCAACACCCCCCACCAUCGUGUCGCCCUCCACAGAAAACCAGACCAACAGUUCAAUGUCCCCAACAUCUUCUGCAGUCCACCACACGUCCAACCACAGCACGCUUUCAUCGAACUUUAACGAAUGGUACGUUUAA
Molecule: messenger RNA, 1335 nt
Organism: Hemiscyllium ocellatum (epaulette shark)
Lineage: Eukaryota; Metazoa; Chordata; Chondrichthyes; Orectolobiformes; Hemiscylliidae
Product: zinc finger protein ZIC 1
Exons: 3
Coding region: 1-1335 (444 amino acids)
Biological process (GO): central nervous system development; regulation of transcription by RNA polymerase II
Cellular component (GO): nucleus
Molecular function (GO): RNA polymerase II cis-regulatory region sequence-specific DNA binding; DNA-binding transcription factor activity, RNA polymerase II-specific
Source: RefSeq, a predicted model, not a curated record